CGAUCCGACUCGUCCGGUUGGAGAAUCGGUUGCCGGCCGCGCGCGGUCCCGUUCAUUCAAACCAAAAAGGUCGGUCACGUUACUGUAUAGACCGACGCCGAUGCUGCAAGAACGAAGCAUGUCCGGAGGGCCGCGUCCGUAAAUGCUGGGGACUCGCUAGAUUCUAGCGCCGUUCGGGCAUUUCCACGCGCCGUGAAAUCUCCACUGGCGCGACCUGACGAGGUCCUAACUCCUAACUGGGCUCCGCUAGCUUGGAGCCGCUGUCCGAACGCCGCCGCUUCGCUGGGAAACCUUCGUGGGGUUCGCGGCUCCUUGGCGCGCACUCGUUUUUGGCGGAUUUUCGCUUCCUGAUUUCGGUCCCGCGGCGAAUUGAACCGAUCUGCGGGAGCGAAUCUGGCGUGCUUGAUUGUUUGCUUUAGUGGGAACAAAACUUAACUACAGAACUAGUUGGCCUGUCACAUGAGUAGUAGUUGAACUCCCUGGUUGCAAUGGAUAUGGUGCAAAAAUGAUUACUAUACUGUCAGCCAAAAGUAGCAAGAAACUUGUGAAAGUCAUGCUAGCAUUGGCUUUUGGGCCAAGCAGGCGGUGCAUUCAAGCAAUCCAUCAUCGAGCACACACUAUAUCUUCAUUGUUCACUCAGAGUCCAUUUAGUUAUUUUCGCUUCCUUUGCACUGAAGCUACCGAGAAGUUUCCCCAAGGAAGCCUGCCUGUAAAAGCAGAAGCAGAAUGCCUUUCCUAUAGAAUUGAAAAGCUGCCUAGAGGACAGCCAGUUGGGUGUGCAUUCCAGAGUUGGAGGGACGGUUUCCCCAUUCAUAGAGGGGAAAUAUAUCAUGCUAUCAAUCGCUUGAGGAAGCUGAAGAUGUACAAGCGCGCUCUUGAGAUGAUGGAAUGGGUUAUUCGCGAGAGGCCAUAUAGGCCAAAGGAACUGGAGUACUCCUAUCUGUUGGAAUUCACAGCAAGAUUUCAUGGGAUGUCAAGAGGUGAGGGUCUUUUCUCUCGAAUUCCAAUGGAGUUUCAGAAUGAGCUGGUUUACAACAAUUUUGUAAUUAUCUGCUUAGAGAAAGGUGUUGUAAGGCUUCCAUUAACAUACAUGAAGAAAAUGAGGGAGCUAGGUUAUGCUAUCUCACACUUGGUUUUCAACCGCCUCAUUAUCCUCCAUUCCUCCCCCAGCCGCAGGAAAAUGAUCCCAAAGAUCCUAACUCAAAUGAAGGCUGAUAAGGUGGGCCCACAUGUGUCAACAUAUAACAUUCUCAUGAAAAUAGAGGCUAAUGAACAUAACAUCGAAGGUCUGGCGAAGGUAUACAGUGAGAUGCAUCGAAAGAAAGUUGAGCCGAAUGAGGUGUCUUACUGCAUACUCGCUAUUGCACAUGCUGUGGCGAGGUUAUACACAGCUGCUGAGGCCUAUGUUGAGUCUAUAGAGAAGUCUGCUACAGGAAGUAACUGGUCUACACUGGAUCUCCUUCUUAUAUUGUAUGGAUAUCUCGGGAAGGCUAAGGAGCUGGAAAGAACUUGGUGUGUUGUGAAAGAUCUUCCCCAUAUUAGGUCAAAAAGUUAUAUGUUGGCUAUUGAAGCAUUUGGUAGGAUUGGACUACUUUCUCGAGCUGAGGAGCUUUGGUCAGAGAUGAAGUCGGCGAAAGAGUUGAAAUCAACAGAGCAAUACAACUCUCUCAUAUCCGUGUAUUGCAAGCAUGGGUCCAUUAAUAAAGCUUCUGCUCUAUUCAAAGAGAUGGUCGUGAGCAGGUGCAGACCAAAUGCCAUUACUUACCGUCAUCUUGCAUUAGGUUGUAUGAAGGCGAAUCUAGUAAACGAAGCCCUGAGGACUCUGGACAUGGGUUCACGGUCAACAACAAGUGCAAAGGUCAGGAAAUCCACGCCAUGGUUGGAGACUACACUGUCUAUAGUUGAGAUAUUCGCAGAGAAGGGUGAUGUUGUCAAUGCUGAGAAGUAUUUCGGGGAGCUUGCUCAAGUGAAGUACUCCCACUAUACUUUCGUGUACAACACGUUGAUAAAGGCUUAUCUGAAGGCCAAGGUUUGUGAUCCCAACCUCCUGAGAAGAAUGAUCCUCGGAGGUGCAAGGCCGGAUGCUGAGACGUAUAGCUUGAUUAAGCUUGCGGAGCAGGUCCAGAGAUGAUUCCGUUUGUUCUAAUUAACCGCUGUUUAGUUGAUGCUACCAUGUAUUUUCUGUGAAAAUGAGGAAGCCCCCCUUUCAAAAAGAAAGUAAUUGAUGCACGGGACGGAAGUUUCUCAAAUUAAAAAAUAUGCUGGUCAUGUCUUGGUGCUGUUCUGUUCUCACAAGUGGACCAAAAUAUACCUAAAUUUCCCAAUUAUCCUUUUGAAGCAUUUUACAACUUGCUUUGUUUCAAAUAUCAAACCAAAGCCCUUUUCAUUAAUGGGUAUUAAUUAUAUUUUUAUAUUAGCUUAAA
Molecule: messenger RNA, 2423 nt
Organism: Eucalyptus grandis
Lineage: Eukaryota; Viridiplantae; Streptophyta; Magnoliopsida; Myrtales; Myrtaceae
Product: pentatricopeptide repeat-containing protein At1g07590, mitochondrial
Cellular component (GO): mitochondrion
Molecular function (GO): protein binding
Source: RefSeq, a predicted model, not a curated record